AUGUCUGGUCAGGACAUCUCCUCCGGCUCGGUGAUCGUCUUGACCGACGGACGGCAGGGUACAGUGCGUUUCAUUGGCAGCACCCAUUUCGCCGUUGGAGAAUGGAUUGGUGUUGAGUUGAUGGAUGCUACCGGCAAAAACGAUGGCGCAGUUCAGGGUGAAAGAUACUUUGACUGCGAACCUGGAUUUGGUAUGUUUAUCCGUCCCACAGCCGUGGGCGAGGUUCUACAGCAAGCUCCGCGUGAAAGUAAACAAGCCACCAAACCCGCCAAUGCGACAACUAGCCGACAAUCCUCGAGCGAUGCCUCCACGGGGGCAAGAAAGCCAGGCUCCGAACCUCUCGCGGCCAGUAAAAGAACGAGUCUCAAUGCGGCUACUGCUGCAACUGCAUCGAAAGGGGCCGCUCGGGCGUCUUUAAGGUCACCCUCAAAAUCACCUACAAAACAAUUAUCUACUCCCAAUCGAUCCUCUUUCGGUGGUGCUGCCCGGGCUUCUACUCUGCCAUCUACUCGUCCCCGACCAACUCCCGCUGUCAGAUCCUCGACCGGUCCAGGAGCAACUGCAGCAACCACUACCACCACCAGAACCUCACGACCCUCAGUUGUUGGAACAGUGGCAAGAGGUUCAAGACCAGUAUCACAGAGUACUGCGACAAGUACGUCUACAGCUGCGGGAGUUGCCAAACGCGCGUCACUACGAAAGACUGCGACGAAAGGAUCAGAUAGUAGUGAAUCCGGAACAGGCGGUCCAUCGGAGGAGUCUAUCAACGCUGAAGGGGGAGACAGUCCACUGAGCGCAGAGAAUGCGCCUGUGGUCGCGCCUGUCCCUUCAGCCAGGCCUCCUAGGCAGUCUUUGACUGCCGCACGCCCAACAGCUUCUCGACCAGGGGCUGCAGUAACAACACAACGGUCGAGUACUUCUGUUUCUAGAGAAUUGGACGAACUACAAACCAAGCUCCGCAUCAUGGAGAAGAAACGGGCUGAAGAUCGAGAGAGGCUUAAGACACUCGAACAACUGCAGUCAGAGCGCGACAAGUUUGAAUCGAUCAUCCAAAAGCUACAGGCAAAGUAUCAACCUCAACAGAUGGAGGUUACGGAGUUGCGCAAGAAACUCAAAGAGACAGAGGCUCGCCUUGAGGGGGUAGAACGCAUGCAAGCAGAGCAUGAAUCGCUCAUGGAAAUGGCAUCACUUGACCGUGAUAUGGCCGACGAGACAGCCGACGCAUUCAGACACGAAUGCGAAGUACUUCGCUCGAAGAUGGAGGAGCUUCAGUUGGAGGCGGAGGUUCUUCGUGAAGAGAAUGAGGCAUUCGGCGAGGUGACAAGUCCUGAAGAGCGUUCCAGUCACGGAUGGUUACAGAUGGAAAAGACUAAUGAGCGCCUUCGCGAGGCUCUCAUUCGGCUUCGUGAUAUGACUCAACAACAAGAAACUGAUCUGAAGGAUCAAAUCAAGGAAUUAGAACAGGACCUUGAAGAGUAUUCAGCGGUCAAGUCUGAUUACGAAGCUACAAAAGAGAAAUUGCUAGUUGCGGAAAAUAAUGUGGACGACCUGAAGCAACAACUGGAGACUGCACUUGGUGCCGAGGAGAUGAUCGAAGAACUGGCCGACAAGAACCUGCAUUAUCAGGAGGAAAUCAAUGAACUUAAAGCUGCUAUCGAAGAUCUCGAAGCUUUGAAAGAGAUCAGUGAAGAGCUAGAGUUCACCCACAUCGAAACUGAGAAACAAUUUCAAGACGAGAUCGACUACCGGGAUGGCGUGUUUAACGAGCAAUCCCGGAAACUUGCGGUGCAAGACGAAGUCAUCGAGGACCUGGAGUAUACGCUUUCUCGCUUCAGGGAGCUGGUGACAAACCUCCAGGCUGAUCUAGAAGACAUGCGGGCUUCACAACAGAUCUCGGAAGCCGAAGCCACUGACCUUACCUCGCGAUCUCGAGCCAUGAUAGACCUAAACUUGAAACUCCAGGCUUCGGUAUCAAAGGCCCAGACUAGGACCAUUGAUUUGGGAAUUAACAAGAUGGAAGCGGAAGAGGCUGCUCAGCAUCUUUCGAUUGUCAAGCUUUACCUUCCUGAAUACUUUGAUGAAGAGCGAAACUCCGUUCUCGCUCUUCUUCGAUUCAAGCGCGUGGGUUCCAAAGCAAUCAUGAUGAACAGCACCAUUCGUGAAAUGAUGUCUGAGCAAUCAGCAAUCUCCGCUCACGAGGAGAUGUUCAAUGCCCAUGAGGUUCUGGAGCUCCUCCUGUGGAUUUCGAAUGUCUGCGACCGGUUUGUUAGAUACGUUUCGGCUUGCACCCCCGAGGAAUUUAACAAAACCAAGGCUGCACUGUUCGAAAUGGAACCAGUUGAGCGCAUGUUGAACUUUUGGAUUGAGAACCUUAAAAAAAACGAAGUCAACAUGAAGAAGUUUGCAGUAGAGUUGCAGCGAUCAAUUGCUUUGUUGGAACAUCUCGCUGAAACCACACUCCCAUCGACCCCGGAGAUGUUCGCAGACGAGCUUUGCAUGCGUACAGCGCUGUCUCAGUCAUAUAUUGAGCACGCCGCAGGUACUGUUGCACGCUUGAAAUCCAUUCUCAUUUCCAAACUACAAAGCCAGGAGGAAGAAAACGAGGAGCAAUCUUUUGCUCUGAGUCAAAUUGAUAGUUUCGUUAAUGAAGCUCGCGGAUACAAGGUGGCAUUGGGAAAGAUUCACAGGGCUGUCGAAGAUUUGCGCUCAAGGUCUCUCGCACUAUCCAAGGAUGCUGCCGAUGAACCAUUCAAAUCGGCUGAGAGGUCUGCUCGAAAACUUUCGGGAUUGUCCCGAAAAUUAGGUGAGAGUGUUCUGGACCUCAUUAGUGACGAGGGUCGUGCCGAACCAUUCACCUUGAAGGAGAUGAUAGAUGUCAUGUCUCAGGUGUCCACGGCUUUUGAACAGUCUUCCGAUGUACCAAUGGAGACGAGUGAUCCAUUAACGCUGCUUAAUAAUACCUUGCGUGACUUUUCUACUCGGCUUGAGGGGCUAGAUUCAAUUUCCACGGAUCUAUCUCACACUGCCGAGUUUGAAAGAGGUGCAUUCCCUUGGAUUGCCCGUGCGCAAGAGCUGAAAUCCAACAAAACGAUUUCUCCGGAUGCCGAUGAAGAAAUUCAGCGUCUGAAAAAUGAAGUUCAUGAGGUAUCCACUGCGCUGGGUGCCAAAGAUAACACUCUCGAAGAGCAAGGAAUCAAGAUUGAGCUUCUUGAAUCCCGGAUGCGCGACGCAAACAAGAGAGCAUUGGCUGUCAAGGAGCUCGAGGGGAAAGUUGAAGAGGCUCAAUCAAGCAACGCCAAGCUCACAGAAACCGUAGAACGACAACAGGUAGAGCUCCAGGCUGCCGAGGUCGAGCGCGAUGAAUUCAAGACUCGUCUUGAAAGAAUGAAACGGGCAUCUGGAACAGUUGGCGUCACGACCACAGGUGGUGGUAUCGUCAUCGACAACGAGGCCUCGUUGGCGGCAUUACAAGAGAAUGAAUCUCUUCGCACUGAAGUCGAGAGUCUGCAAUCGGCUGUGCGCUUCCUGCGCGAGGAAAGUCGCCGUGCGAAACUUCUCGAUCCAUACUCAGUACAGCGGACAACAGACAUGCGCGUCUGGCUUGAUGGCCCACUUACACCCGGCGCUCCUACCGCUGAACAAGAAAAGGUGCAGCGCACAGCCCUGGAAAGCAGAGAUGUCUUGACUCACUUGCUCAAGCUGACCAAGGAAACCCGGGUCUGUGAUCUGAAAUCAACAAUGAUUCCCUCAGUCGAUGAAAGUGGUGAUAGCAGUUCCAACCGUACUGCAUGGCGCCCGUCCAAGUCUCGACUUCGCUACCAAGUGCUCCAACAUCGUGAAAACUUCGAGCAUUGGGCCGAGUGGCGCGAUGAUAUUGUAAACUACGAGCGUGAACAGGACCGCCUAGCUGCUGCUAAGCAAGAUCGGGCGCUGCGCCAGCGUACCUCCAAACAUUCCCACAAUGCUUCUGUUGAGUUUCCCCAGGGUCUUGGUCACGGCAUGAUGGGCCGCACGUGGCAAAUCAUGGGCAUGCAGAAGCAUCGUAAGACGGCAUCUGGAAACGAGCCAGAUUCUGUGGAAAUUGUUUCUGUGGACUAA
Messenger RNA from Penicillium taxi, 4098 nucleotides. RefSeq lists its product as uncharacterized. Bases 1 to 4098 code for a protein of 1365 amino acids. The transcript is spliced from 2 exons. Lineage: Eukaryota; Fungi; Ascomycota; Eurotiomycetes; Eurotiales; Aspergillaceae. Gene Ontology annotation, molecular function: microtubule plus-end binding. Gene Ontology annotation, biological process: cytoplasmic microtubule organization. Gene Ontology annotation, cellular component: nucleus; cytoplasm; microtubule plus-end. The record is from RefSeq and is a predicted model, not a curated record.